AGGUUGAUUGAAGAAAUUCAGAAAAUGGUGGAUGGAGCUCGGCGCAUGCGCAAACAUUUUACUAUACUCAGACAGAAAGUGAGACAGUAACGAGUGGCGCAUUGUUAAAUGAGUAACGCCUGUAACUCUUGGAUUUCGCUGUGUGGUUUGACUUUAACUGCUCCAAGUCGAGAUGUUUGGCUUUCAUAAGCCAAAGAUGUACCGCAGCCUUGAUGGAUGUUGCAUCUGCAGGGCAAAAUCCUCCAGCUCUCGUUUCACUGACAGCAAACGCUAUGAGAGAGACUUUCAGAGCUGCUUUGGUUUAGGGGAGACUCGUUCUGGUGAAAUCUGCAAUGCUUGUGUUCUGCUGGUGAAACGCUGGAAGAAGCUUCCCGUCGGUUCCAAGAAGAACUGGAAUCAUGUGGUUGAUGCGCGAGGGGGACCCAGUCUGAAAACUACAGUGAAGUCAAAGAAAGUCCAAUCCCUGUCCAGUCGGAUCAGACCGAACCAGCUCAGCAGAGUUCAGAAGGAACUGAAGAGACACAAUUCAGAUGCUCACAGCACCACCUCCAGCGCCAGCCCCGCCCAGUCGCCCAGCUACAGUAACCAAUCAGAUGAAGGCUCUGACUCGGAGUUGACUCCUGGCUCCGCCCGCUCUCCAGUCUUUUCCUUCUUGGACCUGACGUACUGGAAAAGGCAGCGGGUAUGUUGUGGCAUCAUCUAUAAAGGUCGCUUUGGGGAGGUUCUGAUUGACCCUCAUCUCUACAAGCCCUGCUGUCAGAAAAAACAGGUGCAAGAGGAGGAAGAAGAAGAAGAAGACGAAGAGGAGGAAGAGGAGGAGGAAGACUGUGACCUUGAGAAAGAGGAGGUGCAGAGCAGUCAAGAAAUUCUCUCGUCCAUUCAACCGCACUCCUCUCCUCAAAUAAAAAUGGAGCAGGAAGUGGAUGAGGAGUGGUGAUGCCACAUUCCCACAGUACUGAUUUGGCAUUCCUAGGAAGCCUUCGAGAGUCAAAACCCACUCUCAAAGACGUUCUCUCGGAUAGCCUUCGAUUCAAGAGCAGCUGGAUCCUUGCUCGUCUUUUCCUGUUUCUUUCUUCCUUGUUGAGAAUGUGUCUCUUUCAUUUCCUUCGCAGUCAAAUCAACUUUUAUUUAUCAAACUGAACUGUCGUCCUUGUUUUCCAGAGCCUGGUACCACGCUAUUCCAUUUCCUAUGAGGAUUUUUAUUUUUUUUGUAGACCAGAGAAAAUGAGUUUCCUUUCUUGCUAUCCCGCUCAAACACAGAAUGCUGGAUCUACAUACAUCAUGCAUAGAAAUCUAGACAGUGACCACAAUCCCACGCUGUCACUUUUGUACUCUUGAGCACCAUUCUGCCCUUCCUCUGGGGAGACUGUCUCUCUGCACUUAGUGUACAGUAUUUAGUAUACAGCAAGCAGCAUCUGCUAAAUUCUAGCUCAGUGAAGAGGAUGUUCCACCAUUUUGCUGGGAUAUAGCGAUUAUUUAGGGAAGAUCUAUGCCUUUUAUAUAUAAAUUUUUUUCUAUCUUUGUCUUUAUUGUUAAGGUGUACUCUGAUUUUUCCUCUCAGUUUUAUUUAAAGGUACAGGUCACCUAAGUGUUUUUAUUUUUAUUUUUUUAUGUCUCGGUAUUCUGUCAUUCACCCUCAUGCUGUUCCAAACCUCUUUCAAAUUUUUUUUUUUCGUGGAACACAAAAAGUUAGUUUUUGAAGAACAUCUAGCUGCUUUAUUCAAAAUAAUGGAAGUGAAUGGGGACUGGGGCUGUCAAGCUCCAAAAUGACUAAAGCACCCCAAAAGUAUCUUAAAAAUUGAGCUGUGCUCUAUGCUCCAAGUCUUUUAUAGCCAUAUGAUAGCGAUAAAUGCGUUUGUCAAAUGGACUUCUUUUAACAAAUAUUUACUGUGCUUUUUGUCUUGAUUGCUUCAGUUCACCUUCACUUUUAUUAUACAGAAAAUAUACUGCAUGAUAUUCUUGAAAAACUCACUUUUUGAGUUUAAUGUAAGGAAAGUGAAGUGUGAUGAUGUGAAGGUGAGUAAAUGAUGACAGAUAUUUAGUUUUAGGGUGAACUGAUUUUAAACCCUGAUUUCAGUGCGGGUUGUCUGUAUUCAGCCUCUAAUAGGCAACUCAACUCAACUCAUAGUGUUUUACUGCAAACGUUUCCCCAGACAGCUUUUCUGUGGUGCUGAGGCAGACUGGGCAUGGCCAACCAAAAAUAAUGCCUGGCUAUCAACACUCUUGUAUUCAGUGUACUAGUGUAAAUAUGAACCCUAAGGAAACUAUUGUCUUGAUGAAAAUUUGCAUGAAUUUUGCAUGGCAUUUUAAGAUUUUUUAUUUGUUUUGCAACCAUGUUGCAACAUAAUUUAAUAAUAAUUUGGGCACAUUUUGAGACAGUCCCAAUAUAUUUUUGUAGAUAAAUACAAGAAAAGAACAAAAAUGAAAUCAGAAUUUCAUUAUCAUUUCAAAAUUUUAGAAUUGGAUAUUUUCAAUAUUGUCUCAUUCAAAGCCAAAAAGCCCAAAAUUUUUGCUAUUCAUUCAGUCAUCUUAUAUACAUGUGUAAAUACUGUGUUUUCACAAUGACAGAUACUACUUUUUUUUUUACUGUCAUGAAAGAAUUGAGCACAUGGUCUGAACGUUUUGGUCAUUUUUUUUGUCUUUUGCCUUUUUAUGCCGGGGAAAACUUUUUAAAAAAACUGAAAGGCUAAACCAAUGUCAGCUUGUACAUUUUCAUUAUAAAUGACUUGUCUGUAAUAAGCUUUCAUAUAAUGAGUAUUCAUACUAAAUAUCCCAAGGUUUCCCCUUUGUUUCAAUAGGUCUGUCCUUCCUGUUCUUUAUAAUUUUAUUGUUUAUGAUAGCCUUGGUUGUCUUGGAUUGUACAAAUUACAUUGACGCACACAUACUUCUGUUUAAUUCCAAGGGGUGGCGAUAGAGAGCUCAUUUGUUUCACAUAAAACACUCCAUUGCACAUGAAUUUGAAUUCUUCUCUCUAAUAUAUGCUCUGUUUUGAAAUGGGUAUUUUGAUGGUGGCAGCUUGUGGCUUUAGUGUGAAUAUGCCACAUCACAGAAUGACAUGAACAAUGACUGUAUUUGUGAUAACAUCCGUUCAGGUGAAGCACCUACAUGGGGAUUCCUAUCGUGUCAUGUCUAUGAUGGCGGUUUUUGUAAAUAUAAGAUGUGUAAGACUGAAAAACAGUUAUGAAUAUGAAUACUCUUUUGUCUUAUUUAUUUUAUAUUUAUUUUUCUUGUGGUCUUUUCUUUUUAAGUCUCAUCUGAUUUUGUCAUAGGACUGACCUGUCCUAACAACACUGCAAUAUGGACUGAAAACGCUUUUACACAUCACAGAUUGUCAGCCGAGUCU
Molecule: messenger RNA, 3343 nt
Organism: Sinocyclocheilus grahami
Lineage: Eukaryota; Metazoa; Chordata; Actinopteri; Cypriniformes; Cyprinidae
Product: protein FAM60A-like
Exons: 6
Coding region: 173-937 (254 amino acids)
Biological process (GO): negative regulation of cell migration
Cellular component (GO): Sin3-type complex
Source: RefSeq, a predicted model, not a curated record